This is a messenger RNA of Gossypium arboreum, 1428 nucleotides long. Its product is annotated as protein TRANSPARENT TESTA GLABRA 1. The transcript has a single exon. Gene Ontology annotation, cellular component: nucleus. Lineage: Eukaryota; Viridiplantae; Streptophyta; Magnoliopsida; Malvales; Malvaceae. The record is from RefSeq and is a predicted model, not a curated record. Gene Ontology annotation, molecular function: protein binding. Bases 172 to 1206 code for a protein of 344 amino acids.
AGUCAAACAUUGCUUCGAUGAAUUCAAUGCUUUCUCACAAUAUAUAGUUCCACUUUUGAGUAAAAGAAAACAAUAUAUAAUUCCAUUUUCGUGGAAACUCAAUUAGGGAAAGGGGAAUUAGCAGCUCCCAGGUAAACCCUAAAAGCUCUUCCCAAAUUUGGUUGAGAAGAAAUGGAGAAUUCAACUCAAGAAUCCCACCUGAGAUCCGAUAAUUCGGUAACCUACGAAUCAGCUUACACAGUUUAUGCCAUGGCCUUAUCUUCCACGCCUUCCUCCACCAAUAUCAACCAUCAACGCAUCGCUCUCGGCAGCUUCCUCGAAGAUUACACUAACAGAGUCGACAUAAUCUCAUUUGAUCCAGAAACCCUCUCCUUCAAGACCCACCCACAGCUUGCCUUCGACCACCCUUAUCCACCCACCAAGCUCAUGUUCCAACCCAAUCGAAAAUCCGCUUCAUCCUCUUCUUCUUCCGAUCUUCUUGCUUCAUCCGGCGAUUUCCUGCGUCUCUGGGAAGUUCGAGAAUCUUCCAUUGAACCUGUCACUGUUCUAAACAAUAGCAAAACCAGCGAAUUUUGUGCCCCGUUAACUUCCUUCGAUUGGAACGAUGUUGAACCCAGGAGAAUUGGGACUUCCAGCAUCGACACAACUUGCACCAUUUGGGACAUCGAGAAAUGCGUCGUUGAAACCCAAUUGAUCGCUCAUGAUAAAGAGGUUUACGACAUUGCUUGGGGUGAAGCUAGAGUUUUUGCUUCCGUUUCCGCUGAUGGGUCCGUUAGGAUUUUCGAUUUGAGAGACAAAGAACAUUCCACUAUCAUUUAUGAAAGUCCCCAACCCGACACCCCUUUAUUAAGAUUGGCUUGGAACAAGCAAGAUUUGAAGUAUAUGGCUACCAUUCAAAUGGAUAGCAAUAAAGUUGUGAUUUUGGAUAUAAGGUCACCCACAACCCCCGUUGCUGAGUUGGAGCGGCAUCACGCUAGUGUCAAUGCCAUUGCCUGGGCUCCUCAGAGUGGUAAGCAUAUUUGUUCCGCUGGGGAUGAUACCCAGGCUCUUAUUUGGGAGUUGCCUACAGUGGCGGGACCUAAUGGUAUCGAUCCUCUGUGUGUUUACUCUGCUGGCUACGAAAUUAAUCAAUUACAGUGGUCUGCUGCUCAACCUGAUUGGAUUGCCAUUGCCUUUUCCAACAAAAUGCAGCUUCUCAAAGUUUGAGGUUUUCAAACUGUAUUUUCCUGCUUGAAGUCUGGUCUUCUGUUUCAUAGACUGCUUAAGCUUGUAUUCCCCUUUGACUUGAUUUGUGGAAUCAGUUUUUGUUAAGCCUGUCAAUUCUGCCAUUACUUUGCACCAUUGAUGAAGUAAAUGUUCUUCCAAAAAUCUGUAUUGAAAUUCGUUUAGUUAAGUUUAUCAUCAUAUAGUAAACAUUACAUUCAAGAA